Molecule: messenger RNA, 723 nt
Organism: Xiphophorus couchianus (Monterrey platyfish)
Lineage: Eukaryota; Metazoa; Chordata; Actinopteri; Cyprinodontiformes; Poeciliidae
Product: complement C1q-like protein 2
Exons: 3
Coding region: 68-613 (181 amino acids)
Molecular function (GO): protein binding
Source: RefSeq, a predicted model, not a curated record
UAAAUCCUUCACAAGUUCAGGACAGUGUUGCUUGUACUGCAGCAGGUGAAGUUUGCCUAAAGCAAAGAUGAGGUCCUUCUUUUUUCUUGGGGCAUUGUUGGUUUGCGGUCUGGUUGGAUCCCAGGAUACCAUACAAAACCAAAUCCAGCAGGUCAUGGCCAGACUGGAGAAAAUUGAGAGGGAGAACGAAGAGAGAGCUAACAGGGCUCAAGUGGCAUUCUCUGCUGCACUCGUCGAAUCGAAGAAUUGGACCUCCAUAGGGCCUUUUGAUCGUUGUCACACACUGGAGUUCAAGAAAGUGAUAACGAACAUUGGCAAUGCGUAUAAUCCAGAGACAGGAAUUUUCACAGCCCCAGUGAAAGGACUCUACUACUUCCGGUUCACCGGAAUAGUUGGAGAGACAGGGAAACUGAACGCAGGACUGAAGAAAAACGGUGAGAACAUUGUCGCAAUCUACCACAAAGCAGGGAGACAAGCCAGCGCUUCCAACGGAGUGGCGCUGGAGCUGGAGGAGGGGAACCAGGUCUACGUCCAGCUCUUCGAGAACGAACUGACCAUUGCAGAUCAAAACCGGCUCAGCACCUUCAGCGGGUUCCUUGUCUUCCCUCUUUGAGGGAAACCUCUGACCACCAAAACGCAAAAUGCAUGAUGUCAUUUCUUGAAUGUUUUGUGUAACUGAGCUGAAAACUACAAACAUAACUAAAUAAAAACAUAACACUCUAA